AUGAGGAGCAGCAAGAUUGUUGAGAGCAUCUUGCACAAGAAGAUCCAGCAAUCUGGGAGUAGACCUAGGAGAGAGGAUGGAGCAGGAGACCAGUGGGAUUCUGUGAAUAGAGAAGUUUAUCAUGCCUUUACUUCUGUAGAGUCUGGAGUGCUCAUGGCUAUGGCCUUGGACCGUUAUGUGGCUAUCUGCUUCCCACUUCGUUACUCUAGUAUCCUGACCCCCUCUGUAGUGGGGAAACUGGGGGCGGCUGUGAUGAUGAGAGGGCUGUUAUGGGUGAGCCCCUUCUGCUUUAUGGUCGCCAGCAUGCCCUUCUGCCCCAGCCAGGUCAUUCCUCAGUCAUACUGUGAGCACAUGGCUGUGCUGAAGUUGGUGUGUGCUGAUACAAGAGUAAAUCGUGCAUACGGGCUCUUUGUGGCCUUCUCCGUGGUUGGCUUCGAUUUGAUUGUCAUCAGUGUAUCCUAUGUGAUGAUCUUGAGGGCUGUGCUGGGGUUGCCCUCUAAGGAAGCCCAACUCAAGGCUUUUGGCACAUGUGCUUCCCAUAUCUGUGUCAUCUUGGCUUUUUAUAUCCCAGCCCUCUUUACUUUUCUCACCCACCGCUUCGGUCAUCAUGUGCCCCAAGUGGUUCACAUCAUGUUGGCUAAUCUCUAUCUACUGGUCCCUCCCAUGCUCAACCCCAUCAUCUAUGGAGUUAGAACCAAGCAAAUCAGGGACAGGGUUAUUCAAGGAUGUUGUGGGAAAGACCUAUGA
Messenger RNA from Pteronotus mesoamericanus, 747 nucleotides. RefSeq names its product olfactory receptor 52R1-like. Lineage: Eukaryota; Metazoa; Chordata; Mammalia; Chiroptera; Mormoopidae. Gene Ontology annotation, molecular function: olfactory receptor activity. Bases 1 to 747 code for a protein of 248 amino acids. Gene Ontology annotation, biological process: G protein-coupled receptor signaling pathway. The record is from RefSeq and is a predicted model, not a curated record. Gene Ontology annotation, cellular component: plasma membrane. The transcript is spliced from 3 exons.